CAAACACUGACUUCACGCUUUCACCCUCGCGAGAUCACACGGUUUGGCUGAUCUGGCAGUUUGAGGAACAUCAAAGUUCGGAGAGAGAGGGAGUGAGAGGAGAGCGGGUAUUUUUAGAGUCAGUCCGAGUAGAGAGCCCGGCCUCGGGCUGGGGGACUGCCCGCCGACAACACGGCGAUGCCUGGCUCCUUCCGCCAUCACCCGGCGACGUGGCUCGGCUCGGUGAAAACAUGAAGCCGGGAGAGCGGACAGUUGACCAUGGCAGGGAGAAGUCAAACUCGUUUCUUGCCGGCUACCAUUCAGCCUGCACUAGGAGGCAAUGUUUACGUGUUUGCAAGUGGCACACCUUCAGAAAAUGAACUUUCAGAAGAGGAUGCAGAAUGUUUUGAGCUGAGACCAAGAGGAAAGGAAAAAAUACGAAGAACAACAUCUAAAGAUCGGUUGGAUGAUAUUGUGUAUUUGUUCCGGGAAAUUCAAGAGGGCGACACCUUGAAUGCACUUGCUUUGCAAUACUGUUGUACUGUUGCAGAUAUCAAGAGAAUUAAUAAUCUGAUCAAAGACCAAGACUUUUUUGCUCUCAGAUCUGUAAAGAUUCCUGUGAAAAAGAUCACUUUACUCGGUGACACGUACAGUCCAGCCAAAUCAAGACUAGUUCCACGUCCUGCCUUGGAAGCUAAUGCACAGUUUCAGGAAUCCAAUACGGGUGAAGAUUGCUCUUCAAAUGAAAACGCUGAUAACUUUCUCCGUGAGGUUGAUAAAGAUAUAGAAAGAAUAGUGAAGUCAAAUGAUACCACAAAGGAGCAUUUAAAUGAGGUUGUUUCAGCUUUAUCUACACAACCAUUUUAUCAAGCAGCAGAUCGAAAAAUAUUACCACGGAAAGAUCCGCAUUAUGGAGCUGACUGGGGCAUGCGCUGGUGGAAUGCAGUGAUGAUAAUGUUGGUAGUUGGAAUUAUUACACCUGUGUUUUAUCUACUCUACUAUGAAGUCCUUGUAAAGGUCGAGACAAGCCAUCAUUCUACUGUGGAAUCAACAAACCUACCUGUUACCCAGCCUUCACAGCAAGAGCCAAAGUAUAGCUAUGGAAUUAAUUCUGUGGAAAGGACAAAAAUGGCCUCAGAUGAGGCCCUUGAGCAAGUGAAUUCUAAUGUUCAUGUGACUGUCACCUGACCACAAACAUCUAGUGCACAGCAUUGUGUGCAGUGCAAACAUAAAACAAUUAUGUUCAAAAGUGUCUGGGGAAGUUGCAUCAUGCUAGAAAUGUCAUAUAUUCAACUCAAGAAGAGAAGCAUUAAGACUUGCCUUCCAAUGUUAUGGGAAAUAAUAAUAUAAAGGUAACUGACAAAAUUAAUUUCAUGUGAGAAGAAUUUUUGCCUGGGUCAGUUGAUAACAUAUAGCAUCUAUAAUUGAACUUGGAUUAAUAUUUUAGUCCGAAACAACAUCUUUGUUGUUUCUUAAUAAAUGUCUUCCUUUCCUAAUUAGCUUUUGUAAAAUAUAUUUCUAAUUUUGUUGUGAACAAGAUUUCUUUUGUGGUCCAGUUAUUUUCAAGAGUGAAAACACAACAGUUAUUGAACUGCAAUUCUGUCAAGCAUUAAUAUGUAAGAUAAAGGAACAAACUUUAAGCAGUUUCAAAAAUGAUGCCCCUUUCUUAAAGCAGCUCAAUGAUAUUAGGUGCAACCACGCAGUUACUACUUUUCUUUUUAAAUGUAUAAAUAAUAGCACAUUCCGAAUGUCACAACACAAAAGUCUUAAUCUCACCCAUUCAUAUAAAGGAAUUUUGUUGCCUGAGAUUAAUAGUUUUAAUAUAAAAAUGUAUUUAUUGACUGUUAAAUUACCAUAGUUGAGAGCAUGCAGAUAUUUAGUGUUGAACGAUUCAAAGUUAGUGUUGUGUGUAGCAGUUAUUCUGUAAUUAAACUGGAGAUUAUAACUGUGAACAAAAGAUCAAAUGGAUCUAAAUUGUUGACAUUAUAAAUGAAAAUGUGGCUGUUUAAAAAAAAUGAACUUCCAGCAUUUACACCGGUUGUAUUUUCUUAAAGCUUUGUAACAGAAUCUAUUCUUUUGGAAUUUAUCAUAAAAUUUAGAAUAAAAAUUGAAAAAUUGAAACACA
This is a messenger RNA of Rhincodon typus (whale shark), 2104 nucleotides long. It is a transcript of the gene lysmd3, whose product is annotated as LysM, putative peptidoglycan-binding, domain containing 3. The transcript is spliced from 3 exons. The coding region runs from base 259 to 1167 and encodes 302 amino acids. The record is from RefSeq and is a predicted model, not a curated record. NCBI's taxonomy places the organism in Eukaryota, Metazoa, Chordata, Chondrichthyes, Orectolobiformes, Rhincodontidae. Gene Ontology annotation, biological process: Golgi organization. Gene Ontology annotation, cellular component: Golgi apparatus.